Molecule: messenger RNA, 1908 nt
Organism: Zea mays
Lineage: Eukaryota; Viridiplantae; Streptophyta; Magnoliopsida; Poales; Poaceae
Exons: 5
Biological process (GO): DNA integration
Molecular function (GO): nucleic acid binding
Source: RefSeq, a predicted model, not a curated record
GAAAAUAUCAAAGUAGUGUGCGAAUACCCAGACGUAUUUCCGGAAGAAUUACCAGGUAUGCCACCUGACCGUGAUAUAGAGUUUUCUAUUGAAUUAGUACCCGGAACCAAUAAAUACCCACUACCUCGAAUUGAAGAUUUAUUCGAUCAAAUGAAGGGAGCUAAGAUAUUCUCGAAGAUAGAUCUGAGAUCGGGAUAUCAUCAGUUAAAGAUCCGAGCAGAAGAUGUACCGAAGACAGCCUUCACGACGAGAUAUGGAUUAUAUGAGUUUUUGGUCAUGUCGUUUGGACUGACUAAUGCACCAGCAUACUUUAUGAACUUGAUGAAUAAAGUAUUCAUGGAAUAUUUGGAUCAGUUUGUGGUCGUAUUCAUUGACGACAUACUGAUAUAUUCUCCGAAUGAAGAAACACACGAAGAUCAUCUAAGGCUACCUCUUACCUCUCUACUGGAGAAAGGCAAAGAGUUCAAAUGGGAUGAAGCUUGUCAGAAUUGUUUUGAGGAACUCAAGAAGAGGUUAACCACUGCACCAAUACUGGUAAUGCCAGACAUCCACAAGGGAUUUGAUGUGUAUUGCGAUGCAUCACACCUUGGACUUGGAUGUGUGCUAAUGCAAGAAGGAAAGGUGAUUGCUUAUGCUUCAAGACAGUUGAGGAAACAUGAGAAGAAUUAUCCUACACAUGAUUUGGAACUAGCAGCCGUAUGCAAAAUCUUCACGGAUCAUAAAAGCUUGAAAUAUAUAUUCACUCAGAAGGAACUCAACCUCAGACAGAGAAGAUGGCUAGAGUUGAUUAAAGAUUAUGAUUUGGAGAUACAAUAUCACCCCGGAAAGGCAAAUGUAGUAGCUGAUGCUUUGAGCGAAUGGAAAUGGGAAGAAAUCAGUAUGGAUUUCAUAGUUGGACUACCCCGUACUCGAGAUGGCUAUGAUUCAAUAUGGGUCAUAGUAGACAGGUUAACCAAAGUGGCACAUUUUAUACCUGUGAAGACAACUUACUCAGGAGCCCAGUUAGCAGAGUUAUACAUGUCGAGGAUUGUUUGUCUGCAUGGAGUACCAAAGAAGAUCGUAUCAGAUCGAGGAACCCAAUUUACCUCGCGCUUUUGGAAAAGACUUCAUGAGUCCAUGGAUACCAAGCUAAAUUUUAGUUCAGCGUAUCACCCGCAAACGGAUGGGCAAACAGAAAGGACAAACCAAGUGUUGGAAGAUAUGCUAAGAGCUUGUGCUCUAAAGCAUGGUAGAAGCUGGGAUAAAAGUUUGCCUUAUGCAGAAUUUUCGUAUAACAACAGUUAUCAAGCAAGUCUCAAAAUGGCACCGUUUGAAGCACUAUAUGGACGAAAGUGUAGAACACCACUUUAUUGGAAUCAGACUGGAGAAAGUCAAGUAUUUGGUCCAGAAAUUCUCCAAGAGGCGGAAAAGCAAGUGCAAAUUAUCAGAGAAAAUUUGAAGACAGCACAGUCAAGACAGAAAAGCUAUGCUGAUAAUAGAAGAAGAGAAUUGUUGUUUGAAGUAGGAGACUUUGUCUACCUUAAAGUUUCACCGAUGAGAGGAAUGAAAAGGUUUAAGGUUAAAGGAAAAUUAUCACCUCGCUAUAUUGGCCCAUUCAAGAUUUUGGAAAGAAAAGGCGAAGUAGCCUACCAGUUAGAGCUACCCGAUAGAUUAUCAGAUGUGCAUGACGUAUUUCACGUGUCACAACUCAAGAAGUGCUUAAGAGUACCCGAAGAACAGUUACCCAUGGAAGAACUGAAUGUUAAUGAAGAUUUGACUUAUUCGGAGUACCCAAUCAGAAUUCUGGAAACAUCUCGCAGAAUUACACGGAGUAAAGUCAUUAACAUGUGCAAAGUUCAGUGGAGUCAUCAUUCGGAAGAUGAAGCCACUUGGGAAAGAGAAGAUGAACUCAGAGCAGAAUUCCCUCAG